AUGGACGAAGCAUCCGAGACUGCCCAAGAUGAUGGAGUCCCGGCAUCCCCAACUGACCUGCCACAGGUCAUCACCAUCGCUCCGAAGGGCGAUAUCCUCCUGGACGUGACCUUCGAGACGUCCAAGUCAACUCUGAAGGCAGCCCGCGCCGCCCUUCCCAAGCAUCGCCCCGCCCAGCGCGACCCACCCGCGCCCCAGCCGCUGUUGAAGCCCCGGAUUCACCUUGCCUACCGUGUGGACCUCUCCACGCUCAAGAAACACUCGAGGUAUUUCACGAACCUGCUGACCGAUACGCGCUUCCAAGAAGCCCGCGCCAUCGAGUCAAGGUUCCGCGACCUGUCCCUGCGCAACGAGAAGCCGGCAGACGUCGACUCCGACCAGCUGCCCCGCGUCGUCAUCGUCGACGACGACGAGGCUACGCGCUCCGCCGGCCGCGAGGAUGUCUUUCGGGAUCUGCUGAGGAUCCUGCACGGUGGCGGCAUCACCACGAGGCCCGUGACCAUGCUGUAUGUGGCGACCAUGGCGGUUAUGGCCGAUCGCUUCGCCUGCGCCCCCACCGUCUCGCGUUAUCUAGCCACAGGGCUCAAGUUCAAGUGGCCUGCCACGCCCCAGCCCAAGCCGAGCGCGGAGGUGGAGGGCAUGACGAGCCUCAGUAUUGCUGAGGAGGAGAUCCUGCGCCAGAAGGCACUUGUUUCGUGGCUGCUUGACCAUCCACUCAAGUUUCAGGCGGCUACGCGGGAGCUGGUCCUCUACGGCUCCCACGGCUGGGCUGCGGUCGGCGACGAGGAAGAUGAGGGCGCGGGCCCCGAGCCCCUCAAGCAGCCCGAGUCGUCUCGUCGAGAUGCUCUGUGGUGGUAUCUUGAAAUGGAGGAGGAGCUUCACUACCGCCGUACCCUCAUCCUCAGGACGUUGGCCUCUAUAGUAGGGCACUUUCUCCGCCUCUACUCCUCCCGUGCGCGCCAGUGCAAGCUCGGCUACGACUCGAGCGCGGCCUGCGACUCAUUCCAGCUGGGAGAGAUGGUCAAGUUCUUCACGGCCAAGAACCUGCUGUUCCUCGUAAACUUCUCUCCCUCUUCGCAGGACAGCGUCAAGGACUUUGCAGCCGUGGACGUGAGCUCGGUCCUGGCGGCGCUGCGGCAGAGCCCUCACUACCAGAUAGACAAGAACCACACCAACUGCGGGCUCAGAUCCAAGAUCACGCCGAUCCUCGAGUAUGUCCAGGUGAUGCUGAGCUCUAAUGUCGUCGGUGUGAACCUGCAGGCGUGGAAGAAGGAGCCAAAGGCCGCGACGUGGAUCGCAGCGUCGGGCGGGGGUGCAGACGCCGACAGGGGCAAGCCGGGCCGGAAGAAGGACUUCACCGUCGGGUCCGCCGGUGGAGAAGGCAGGGACCCCGGGAGGAGCAAGGUGUUCCGCUUCACGAGGUCUCUCGCCCAGGACCAGCGGCUUAGGUACGAAGGCGCCAUGGCAGCUGACCGGAUGGCUCUGGAGCUAUUCAUGGCAGAGGAGUGGGACUGGACGCCAGAGGACGACAUGGGCGCCGGGGGCAGGGAAUUUGCGACGACUAAAUGGCUCAAGUGA
Messenger RNA from Diaporthe citri, 1578 nucleotides. RefSeq lists its product as uncharacterized. NCBI's taxonomy places the organism in Eukaryota, Fungi, Ascomycota, Sordariomycetes, Diaporthales, Diaporthaceae. Bases 1 to 1578 code for a protein of 525 amino acids. The transcript is spliced from 2 exons. The record is from RefSeq and is a predicted model, not a curated record.